AUGUUCGGAGCCCUGGAUGUCCUGCAAAUGAAGGAGGAUGUCCUCAAAUUCCUCGCAGCAGGAACCCACUUAGGUGGUACCAACCUUGACUUCCAAAUGGAACAGUACAUCUGUGAAAGGGAAAAUGAUGGCACCUACGUCACAAAUCUGAAGAGGACCUGGGAGAAGCUGAUGCUGGCAGCUCAUGCCAUUGUUGCCACCGAAAAUCCUUCUGACGUCAGUGUCAUGUCUUCUAGGAACACUGGGCAGAGGGCUGUGCUGAAGUUUGCUGCUGCCACUGGAGCCACUCCUAUUGCUGGUUGCUUCACUCCUGGACCCUUCCUUAACCAGACCGAGGCAGCCUUCUGGGAACUGUGUUUUCUGGUGGUUUCUGAUCUCAGGGCCGACGACCAGCCUCUCACUGAGGCAUCUUGUGCUAACCCACCCACCAUUGCUCUGUGCAACACAGGUUCUCCUCUGCACUGUGUGGACAUCGCCAUCCCAUGCAACAACAAGGGAGCUCACUCGGUGAGUCUGAUGCAAUGGAUGCUGGCCAGGGAAGUUCUGCACAUGCGUGACACCAUCUCCAAUGAACACUCAUGGGAGGUCAUGCCUGAUUUCUACUUCUACAAAGAUUCUGAAGAGAUUGAAAAGGAAGCAUAA
Messenger RNA from Tupaia belangeri chinensis (Chinese tree shrew), 642 nucleotides. Its product is annotated as 40S ribosomal protein SA-like. The transcript has a single exon. The coding region runs from base 1 to 642 and encodes 213 amino acids. Gene Ontology annotation, biological process: translation. Lineage: Eukaryota; Metazoa; Chordata; Mammalia; Scandentia; Tupaiidae. Gene Ontology annotation, molecular function: structural constituent of ribosome. The record is from RefSeq and is a predicted model, not a curated record. Gene Ontology annotation, cellular component: ribosome; small ribosomal subunit.